This is a messenger RNA of Asterias rubens (European starfish), 3524 nucleotides long. RefSeq names its product exportin-2-like. NCBI's taxonomy places the organism in Eukaryota, Metazoa, Echinodermata, Asteroidea, Forcipulatida, Asteriidae. The record is from RefSeq and is a predicted model, not a curated record. The transcript is spliced from 25 exons. Gene Ontology annotation, cellular component: nuclear envelope; cytosol. Gene Ontology annotation, biological process: protein export from nucleus; protein import into nucleus. Bases 172 to 3090 code for a protein of 972 amino acids. Gene Ontology annotation, molecular function: small GTPase binding; nuclear export signal receptor activity.
AUAAUACAGUACAAUACAUCUGGCAUACACAUGUGCGUACAUUUUAAAUGCUAAACCACUGUACGCUAAAAUCAAGUCACUACGUUUGAGUAGGUAGUUUGAGGUCAUUUUGUUAUAAUUCUAUGUUGCUAACAACGAGUGGAUUGUGUACUUGAUCCAUUGAUAUUGAAAAUGGAGGGUACUCCGCAGAAUCUGCAGACGUUAGCAGCUUCUUUGCAGCAGACGUUGUCAGCAAAUAUCACUGAAAGAAGAGCAGCGGAGUCUUACUUGGAAUCUGUUGAGGGAAGCGCAAACUACUCCAUCCUCCUACUUCAGUUGGUGAGCAAGGAAGACAUUGACAUCACCAUCCGCAUCUCAGCAGCCAUCACAUUCAAGAACUUUGUGCGGAGAAAUUGGAGAGUGGUUGAAGAUGUUGCCAAUAAGAUAAAUGACGCAGACAGGAAUGUCGUCAAAGAUCAGAUUAUUGAGCUGAUGCUUAGGAUGCCUGAGCAGUUACAGAGACAGUUGAGCGAUUCAAUCAGCAUCAUCGGUAAAGAAGACUUUCCACAUAAAUGGCCGAAGCUCCUUGAGCAAAUGAAAAUGAAACUAGAGAGUGAUGACAUCAAUGCUAUCAGCGGAAUCCUCAGAACGGGGCACUCGCUCUUCAAAAGGUAUCGUCAUGAGUUUAAAUCACAAGAGCUAUGGGUUGAGAUCAAGAUGGUCCUUGACACACUGGCUGAACCUCUCACCAAAUUAUUUGAGAAAACUGCGCACCUUGCCCAAGUUAAAAGACAAGAACCAGUUCCCAAUGUGCUCUCAAUCAAAGCUUGCUACGAUGCCUUGGUGUUAAUGUCUAAAGUAUUCUACAGUCUCAACUACCAGGACCUGCCCGAAUAUUUUGAGGAUAAUAUGAAGGCAUGGAUGACUAACUUCUUGACAUUGGUCCAUGAUGAUGUUCCCCUUCUUCAUACAAAGGACACCGAGGAAGCUGGUACCCUGGAGAGAUUGAAGUCACAGAUCUGCGAUAACGUCGCUCUGUACGCCCAGAAAUACGAUGAAGAGUUUGGGCCUUUCCUACCUGACUUUGUCACAGCUAUUUGGAAUCUACUCAUCACAACAGGCAGCCAAGUCAAAUACGACCUGUUGGUGAGUAAUGCCAUUCAGUUCCUGGCCUCGGUGGCCGACCGGGAACACUACAAGAGUCUGUUUGAGAGUCCAGAGAUUCUCUCUAGCAUCUGUGAGAAAGUCAUCGUUCCAAAUAUGGAGUUCAGAGCUUCUGAUGAGGAAUUAUUUGAGUUCAAUCCGGAGGAGUACAUUCGAAGAGACAUCGAAGGAUCAGAUAUUGACACAAGGAGGCGGGCAGCAUGUGAUUUAGUCAGGUCUCUUUGUAAAUUCUUUGAGGCACCUGUGACUCAAAUUUUCUCUAAUUAUGUAACGGCCAUGCUUCAGUUGUAUGCUUCAAACCCUGUCAAUAACUGGAAGAGCAAAGACGCAGCCAUCUAUCUGGUCACAUCCCUGGCAUCCAAGUCAAAGACUCAAAAGCAUGGCACGACAGAAGUCAGGGAACUAGUCAAUAUCAUUGACUUCUUCAAUGCGCACAUCGCUGCAGAUCUUAAAUCAGAUAAAGUGGAUGAGUUUCCAGUCCUUAAGGCUGAUGCCAUUAAGUACGUGAUGGCAUUCCGUCAGAUCAUCCCAGCCGAGGUCUUGGCUGCCGCUAUACCAUGCCUCAUCAACCUCUUGAAGGGAGAGAGUACAGUAGUUCAUACAUAUGCAGCUCAUGCCUUAGAGAGACUCUUCACUGUCAAGUUGGCCAACGGACAACCAGCUAUACCGGUAGAGAGUGUGAAGCCACACAUUGAACCACUUCUAGUUAACCUCUUUGCCGCUAUUGAACUAUCUGGAUCAGAAGAGAAUGAGUACGUUAUGAAAGCCAUCAUGAGAUCGUUGGUUUUGAUGAAAGCAGAAGUUGGUCCUUACCUUCAAGUCAUUGUCGGAAAGUUGACGGAGAAACUACUACUAGUUAGCAAGAAUCCAAGCAAGCCUCAUUUCAACCAUUAUUUAUUUGAGGCGUUGAGUCUGUCAGUCAGAGCUGGUUGCCAAGCUGAUGCAGCGAAUGUCUCAAUCUUUGAGAUGGCAUUGUUUCCACCGUUUCAAGAUAUCCUCUCGGCGGACAUUGCAGAGUUCAUCCCGUACGUGUUUCAGAUCAUGUCCUUGAUGCUUGAGAUGCACUCUGACUGCCCAGAGUCUUACAUGGCUCUGUUUCCUCAUCUUCUCAUGCCUGUACUAUGGGAGAAACUCGGCAAUGUACCACCACUAGUCAGACUUAUCCAAGCCUACAUCGAGAAAGGAGCAGCGGCCAUCAUCAAACAGGGAAAAGUGCUUGGUCUCCUAGGCGUGUUUCAGAAACUCAUAUCCUCCAAAGCCAACGAUCAUCAGGGGUUUUACCUCAUGCAAAGUCUGCUUGAACAUAUGGAAACGACAGCAUUGACAGAACAUAUCCACAAGAUCUUUCUUCUACUUUUCCAGAGACUGGCACACUCAAAAACAACCAAAUUUGUAAAAGGUUUGUUGGUGUUCUUCAGUUUGUUUGCCGUCAAACACGGAGCAGAUGCACUCGUAAGAAUGAUUGAAGAAAUACAAGCAAAGAUGUUCGGAAUGGUUGUAGAGAAGUUGUACAUUCCUGAAGUGCAGAAAGUGUCUGGUCACAUUGAGCGGAAGAUUUGUGCCGUCGGAAUCACUAAAAUCCUCACAGAGUGUCCCGCAGUCCUGGAACCUCCGCUACAUGGAUACUGGAUACCUUUACUUCAAGCCUUGGUCCAUCUCUUUGAGCUUCCAGAAGAUGACAGUCUACCAGAUGAUGAACACUUUAUAGAAGUAGAAGAUACCCCUGGGUACCAGACGGCCUACUCCCAGUUGGCAUUUGCUGGUAAGCACGAGACGGAUCCGUUCCGAGGCGCUGUACCAGACGCCAAGAUCUUCCUAGCUCAGGGGCUUAAGAAAAUCUGCACUACCCACCCAAAGUUAAUUGAAUCAAUCAAGACUGGCAUGGAUCCAAAAGUUGCUUUGUGUCUUCAGGGGUACCUCCAUACAGCAAACAUCACUCUGGGAUGAAAAAACAAAGAUGAAAACAUCAACAUCACUCUGGGAUGAAAAACAAACAAGAUGAAAACAUCAAUAUCACUCCAGGAUAUAUAAGAUGAAGCGUCAACUUUACUCUUGGAUGAACAAGCAGGAAAGGUUUUGAAACGGAUGUUCUAGCACUGUUGCUACAAGACCCGUCUUGUUCAGCACACUGCAUGAUCCAUUCUGAUUAAAGGGAAGGUAUGCGUUGGUAAUCACUUUUCAAAAAUUCAUAAAAAACCUUUGGUUACAAACCUACAGCACUUUGCGAUAGUAUAAAUAGGCAUGGUAUUCAUCCUACUUUAGUCGGAUUUCCGAUAAUUUACCUUGAGAAAGUUGUGAUAAAAUAACCUGGGGUCGAUUUAGGAGUUAGGACGAGUAACUCGUCCUAACUUAGGAUUAAUCUUAAGGUCUGCAUGCUACAG